Molecule: messenger RNA, 1272 nt
Organism: Cooperia oncophora
Lineage: Eukaryota; Metazoa; Nematoda; Chromadorea; Rhabditida; Trichostrongylidae
Source: the annotation of a GenBank genome assembly
AUGUAUGGCAAACAACUAGAGGAGGAAUUGGCCAUAUCCAUGGAAAGUUUAGUUGAGUCUUGUGAGGCGGUAGCUGAUAACAAGUUGUCGAAGAGAUGUCGUGAUGCUCCACUGAAUGGCACAUGCAUGAUCCUCGAGGCAGUGUUCAUUUCGGUGUGGUUUCCUGUGCUGCUUGCUCAGCAUUUUUUCGUCGUACCAUCUCGGAGAACCGAAAGUAUUCAUGCAGACGCCUUUCUGAAGGAAAUUUCAAUUGUCCUAUUGAUCAAAAACAUCGCUGCUAUUGUCGAGCUUGCCGAUUGCAAAAAUGUUUGGCAAUGGGGAUGGAUCCUAGAACUAUAUAGGGAUACUUAUGGCUCCAAGCAUAUGAGACGCACUCAGAGCGAAACCUUCACUCAGCAGCAAGAAGACCCUAACGGUUUCACGGAAGGCAAUGUUGUUCCACAUGAUUCGUCCGUGUUGAUGUCGAAGGCUACUGCUCGGCAGCUGCUUUCAUUUUCCCAAACGUCAUCGUCUUUCAAGAGAGGACUCGAAGAAAUGGUGUCCUAUUUUGAGGAGGAUGACGGUGCCUGUGAGGCCCAGUUCCAAUAUCCUGAGUCCACAAAGCCGUCGCCUGUGAUGUCAUCUACUGCUUCCAUACCUCCAACGAACUUAAAGCGUGAGUCCAUAGAAUCUGCCGCAUCGGGGAAUAUGAUUGAGAUGAUGGUGAAAUCGUAUGAAGAAAUGCUUGAGAGAAGGCGGCUUUUUUAUUGUCCAAGCUCGAUUCGUGAUAUUCUCGGCGGUACAAAACCUACGGUGAGACCUGCCUGUUAUUUCGGUGAGAGGGUUAGACGAGAUCGUUUGCGUGUGGAUAUUGCGUUGUUAGUGGAGUUUCUUAAUUCAAUCUCUCCAUUCCCACAUCUGACCUUGGACGAUAAGGUAGCUCUCAUGAAAAAAUUCUCCGUGUCCUUCUCCAUUCUCGAAAAGUACUAUAUUACAAUGCGAGUUGGAGGAUUACAAACUAACAGGAUAUUUCACAGUGAUGGGACUUACUCGGAUUUAGAUGAUCCAGAUUCAAUAGCAAAAGAAGCUAAUAGAGUGGCAGGUGGAGGUGUAGAUCGUAAUACUUUGAACAAACUGUUCAUCCAGUCAUUGAAGGAUUUUCUGUUGGAAUUAUCUGUACCUAUGUACCACAAUAAAAUGACUGAUGUCGAAUUUUGUGCGCUGAACGCCGUGCUGCUAUUUGAUCCAGGUUCGUCUGCUGCCAAUUUUUUUGUAAAGCGUGGUUCUCUUUGA